AUGGCCCUGCUCUCGGCUGCAUCGGCUUCUGCCCAGGCCAAGGGCGUCGUCGAUGGCGGCCCGUUCCCCGACGACCUCAACGGCUCCAACUUCACAUACCCGUGGCCCGUCAAGCUCUUCCGAUUUACCAGCCAGUUGCAGCCGCUGGAAAUGGCCUUCAUGGACGUCGGCCCCUCAUGCGAGCCCAAUGGCAAGACCGCCCUUUUGCUGCACGGCAAGAACUUUUGCGGCGCGACCUGGCAGACGACGAUUCGCACCCUCGCCGCCAAGGGCUAUCGCGUCCUCGCCCCUGACCAGAUUGGCUUCUGCAAAAGCUCCAAGCCGUCCGGGUACCAGUUCAGUCUCAGCCAGCUCGCCUGGAACACGCGCGGCCUGCUCGAUACCCUGGGCAUCGCAAACGUCACCGUUGUCGGCCACUCCAUGGGCGGCAUGAUGGCAGCCCGCUUCGGUCUCCAGUAUCCUGAGACGGUGGACAGGCUCGUCUUGGUGGCCCCGGUCGGCCUCGAGGACUACGUGCAAAAGGGCGUCCCCUACAUCACCAUCGACGACUCGCUCGCCAGCGAGGCCGCGUCCACCUACCAAAGCAUCCGCCGCUACGAGCAGGACGUCUACUACGUCGGCCGGUGGCAGUCGGUGUACGACACUUGGGUCAAGAUGCUUGUCAACAUCUACCACGGCUCUAUGCGAGAUGCCUACCUCCGCAACCAGGCCCAGAUCAUCGACAUGGUUCUGACAUCGCCCGUCUCGCACUUGUUUGGGGAUAUCAAGCCACGCACCUUGCUCAUUGUCGGCGACAAGGACAAGACGGCCAUUGGAUCUCAAUGGGCGCCCCCUGACGUCGCCAGAACACUCGGCCACUUUGAUGUCCUGGGGCCCCAAGUGGCUCGUCAAAUCCCCCGUUGCGCCUUGCGUCGGUUCGCGGACAUGGGACAUGCUCCUCAGGUCUCGGACCCUGAACGCUUCCACGAGGUCCUGCUGGCGUGGGUGACGGCGGAGUGA
Hirsutella rhossiliensis is the source of this 999-nucleotide messenger RNA. RefSeq names its product alpha/beta hydrolase fold domain-containing protein. The transcript has a single exon. Lineage: Eukaryota; Fungi; Ascomycota; Sordariomycetes; Hypocreales; Ophiocordycipitaceae. The coding region runs from base 1 to 999 and encodes 332 amino acids. The record is from RefSeq and is a predicted model, not a curated record.